Ceratotherium simum simum (southern white rhinoceros) is the source of this 1806-nucleotide messenger RNA. RefSeq names its product zinc finger protein 572 (gene ZNF572). Gene Ontology annotation, biological process: regulation of transcription by RNA polymerase II. Lineage: Eukaryota; Metazoa; Chordata; Mammalia; Perissodactyla; Rhinocerotidae. Gene Ontology annotation, molecular function: DNA-binding transcription factor activity, RNA polymerase II-specific; RNA polymerase II cis-regulatory region sequence-specific DNA binding. The record is from RefSeq and is a predicted model, not a curated record. Gene Ontology annotation, cellular component: PcG protein complex; chromatin; transcription regulator complex.
AGGACCCUGGGUUGGUGGGGACAGAAGGAGUGGGGGGGCUCCUUCCUCCCGGACAGCUGGGCCUGCUGGGGGUGCGGGGCGCCUUGUGUGUAGCCCCCAGAACAGAUUUCUGAUCUCUAACCCAGCUGUGAUCAUUGUAAUGGAGCAAGAGCAAACACUGUUGGUCUCAGCUUCUAAUGGCUUCAUGGAGAGGGAGAGUUUGAAAAGCCAUUUUACAGGAGAUGAAAAUAAGAAUAAUUUGGAAACUGUUCAACACAAUAACUUUAAGGCAGAUACACUUAAAGAGAAAGCCUCAAAAUGGUCUAAAAGAGAUGGCUCACAAAAUUAUAAGCAUGUGGAUAUAAAAGAAAUGCCAUUGACAUGGUCCCAAGGAGAUGAGAUUUGGUGUGAUGAUUCCUAUGAGAAUGAUGGCAAGUCAGAGAAUCAGGGAAAUUCUACAGGAAAAGAGGAGGAAAAAUCCAGGCCCUGGGGAUGGGACCCAGGAGAACAUGCCAAUGCCUCUGUCCAACAGAAUUCAUCCUUCGGAGAGAAACCCUACAAAUGUUCUGAAUGUUGGAAAAGCUUCAAUAAUAGUUCUCAUUUGCGUACUCACCAGAGGACCCACUCAGGAGAAAAACCUUAUAAAUGCUCUGAAUGUGGGAAAUGCUUUAGUAACAGCUCUCACUUGAUUCAGCAUCUGAGAACACACACAGGAGAGAAGCCCUACCAGUGUGGUGAAUGUGGGAAAAGCUUCAGCAAUACCUCUCAUCUUAUUAUCCAUGAGAGAACUCACACAGGAGAGAAACCCUAUAAAUGUCCUGACUGUGGGAAGAGUUUCAGUAGCAGCUCUCACCUUAUUCAGCAUCACAGAUCCCAUACAGGUGAAAAACCAUAUGAAUGUCCUGUUUGUGGGAAAUGCUUCAGCCACAGUUAUGUCCUAAUAGAACAUCAGAGGACUCACACUGGAGAAAAACCUUAUAAGUGCCCCGAUUGUGGGAAGAGUUUUAGUCAGAGUUCUAGCCUGAUUCGCCACCAGCGGACACACACAGGUGAGAAGCCCUACAAAUGUCUUGAGUGUGGGAAAAGCUUUGGUUGUAAUUCUACUCUGAUAAAGCAUCAGAGAAUACAUACAGGAGAAAAACCCUAUCAGUGUACAGAAUGUGGGAAGAAUUUCAGUCGAAGUUCAAACCUUAUUACACACCGGAAAACGCACACAGGAGAGAAAUCCUCUGAAAGUUCUGAAUAUGAAGAAAGUUUGAGUCAGAACUGCAAUGUGAUAGAAGAAUGCAGAAUCCAGCUAGGAGAGAAACCAUAUAAAUGUUGUGAAUGUGGAAAGAGUUUUGGCCUCAGCUCUCAUCUCAUUAGACAUCAGAGAACACACACAGGAGAAAAACCUUACAGAUGUUCCGAGUGUUGGAAAACUUUUAGUCAGAGUUCCACCCUGGUGAUUCACCAAAGGACACACACAGGAGAAAAACCUUAUAAAUGUCCUGAGUGUGGUGAGUGCUUCAGUCAAAGCUUUAACCUUAUCAGGCACCAGAGGACCCACAUGGGAGACAAACCUUACAAAUGCACUGACUGUGAGAAAUGCUUCAGCAGAAGUGCCUACCUCAAUCAGCAUAGGAAAAUUCACGUAGAAAAGUCUUUUGAGUCUCCUGAAGUUGAAGAUUUUCCUCAUGAAUGGACUUGGGAAAACUGUUCAGGAGGAAUGGCCCUCAUCUCUUCAUUUUCAGUCCCAAAUUCAUCUUCCUCUUGAGUCCCAAAGCCUGUUUUGUUUUUUCUUUUCUUGUCAGACCAUUACAAUUAGAGUGUUCUCUGAUCAUGGUG